CUUUCUUGUGUGUGUAUCUUGUUAUACCGUCUUAAAUUGGGCCCUGUGAGAACAGGAAGACACGUGACACAUCUUUAAGUACAUGUAUAUUUAAAUAGAUUUUUCUGAUUAUUUCCACAAGGUAAUUCUGUAGCCAGAAAAUAUCCAUACGGCCAUCGAACGGAUUUAACAAGGCCCAGUCCAUCUCCAGAAAUAUCAGUGUAGGAGUGCUCCAGACGAUUGAGGACUGAUACCCAUGGUUCCCGAUCUGUAAUACGACCGAACACCUGUUAUCCAUGGUUGUUGACGGAGGAUGGGGCUGGAUGAUCACCCUGUCUGCAUUCGUGCACAGUUUUCUUGUGGAUGGGAUAUGCUUCACAUUUGGAACGUUCUUGGAACAUUUCCUCAAGUAUUUCGGAGGCAGCAACGGGAAAACACAACUGUUAAGUUCCAUGAUAAGUGGAACUUACCUAUCUAUGGGCCUUGUGUCCGGAGCUCUGACGGACAGAUUUGGCUGUAGACGACUGGCUAUUGUGGGAUUGAUUGUCGCCAGUGUUGGUCUAUUCCUCUCAACAUUUUCACCUAACCUUGAUGUGAUGAUCCUGUUAUACGGCAUCGUAAGCGGUGCUGGGUUCGGACUAGUGUAUACGCCCUCUGUCGUCAUAGUCGGACACUAUUUCAAUAAACGCCGAGCACUGGCCACUGGGAUAGCCGUAUGUGGAUCUGGUAUAGGGGGGUUUGUGUUCGCACCAUUAUCUGUUCUUCUCAUCGAGACAUACGCCUGGAAAGGAGCUCUGUGGAUAUUAUCAGCCAUUGUCUUAAAUGGCGUCAUCUUUGCUGCUUUUUAUCGUCCACUGCCGUCGCCACCAAAUACUUCAGCAUUUGCUUCCUCGACCGACACGGAAAUAGACCUAAGAGAUAAUUCUCGAUGCAAACAGUUAGUCUUUGCUUUCAAACAAACAUUUAAUUUAACACUCCUGAAAAGCCCGACAUUCGCCCUGUAUAGCUUUUCUGGAUUCCUGGUGUGUACCGGUUUUUACAUCCCGUUUAAUUUCCUGCCGGUUUUCGCCAGUGACCUCAAUCUUUCUGCACGUGAAGGAGCUAUUCUCAUAUCGGUGAUGGGGAUAUUCAAUACUGUAUCAAGGGUUCUGGUUGGCUUGUUGACUGACCAAUCCUGGGCAAACUGCAUCCUUAUCAACAGUACGAUGCUUUUCAUUGGAGGAAUAGCGACGUGUUUUGUACCAAUAUGUACCACGUACGCCAUCCUCAUAGCGUAUGCCGCUCUAUUCGGCACAACUGUAGGUACAUUCGUCGCGUUGAAGUCAAUCAUCCUGGUAGAACUAAAGGGAGACAAAUGGCUGUCCAAAACUUUAGGCCUAGUGAACUUCAUGAUCAGCAUAUCUGUUUUCAUUGGCUCACCUGUUGCAGGUGCCUUGUCGGAUCUGACGGAGAGCUACGACGCUGCCUUUUACUUUGCCGGCGGGACAAUCGGACUCGCGGGACUGAUGUGUUUCCCGUUGCGAUACAUUGCCAGAUGGGAACAUGAUAGAAGUCCUCAAGACGAUGAAACCAAGGAGCCCCGUCUGACCUCAAUGCGGACGGUUCACAUGUAGUGGGGAUGUCAAACUAUGUCUGAGGAAUCUUAAAUGUGUCUUGACAUUUUGACAGCUGACUGCACUUUCGUCCCAUUUCCGGACAGCACAUCCAGACUGAAACAAGUUCUUAUGAAAACUCAAAAAGCUUAGAGUGAUGACAUGUAGCCAGUGAUAUGUUGAGAUGAAUGCCAACCUAUACCCGGCAUUGAUAUUCAAAUGAAUUACCUUAAUAUAUAUAUUUUUUAACUUUAAACCCAUUUCUCCGGGUCAAGGGAAACAGUCUGAAUCAUUCUUGUGUUAUCGACAAUCACCCUCCAGUGUGUUGGUAUCAAAGCUAGCCUUACCAAAUUGUUUUUAGAUUUAUAAACCAAUCAGUAUAAUAUGCACAGUCUCUAUCUUUUGUUGCAGGUUUGAUAUUAACGUUAUAAAUUGUCAGUAUAAUUUGUACGAUACCGACCAUGUACAUGUAUCUUCAUGAAUAAUUAGAAAAUAUCAUCCCUCUAACUACCGGACGAAUGUGUAAUGGAUCCGUCAUUUAGUUUAUACCUAUAUUGUUUCUUUCAUAUCUAAUUACUGGGAAUCUUUUUUUUCUCAAAUAUUCAUAAAAAAAUUAUUCAGCAUGUUGUUUUAACCAGGUACGUACAUACAUCUAUGUAGGUCCAGGUUUCAACGAAAUCAUCACCGUUUAUUUUUUUUCACGCAAUCUAUUUGAGCACGAGAACGGACCUUCAUUCUAUUAUCAUUGUACUUUGGUCGCCAUGAUAAUCUAUGUGUUUGUUCCGUGCUUGAGUUCCAUUGUGGUUUUGUUAAAUGAUUAUAAUACAAAUGUAUAUAACAUAGACAACUCUGUGAUCAGUCAAUGCAUUGUCACCGCUUAAAUGCAAACCGGUGCAUGCGAUAGACUUGUAGCCUUUAAUACCUUUCUUAUGAAAUCUGUUUUAAUGCAAAUGCAUGUACACGAGUUUAUAUAAAAUCAGUAUUAUUCUAUCUUAUAUGUAGCUAGGUGGUUUCACACAGGCUCGUCAUCAAAAUAUAUCUUUUGCCGAAAAUCAAACCUGUUUGCAUUUUUCGACCUAUAUGACAAAGCCAAUAAGCCACAAGCAAAUAUAUCUGUAGAGGACACCAGUAUAUAUAACAAAAAAAAUCCCGAUGUUAUAUUCCCCAGUAUGCUGUAAUAGUAGUUAUUAAACUCACUUAUUACACUCCGAAUUAUGGGUCACGAUAGAUUAGGACAAGCUUUUCUCCAAACUGAUAGAUAUGGUUUUAUCGCAGACUUAUCUACUUAAACAAACCAUUACACAAACAUCAUGCUGCCGUUUUAAGUACUAAUAUGAGGUUGAUUUAUGAAAAUAAAAUAAUUACGUCAAAAAACAA
Messenger RNA from Pecten maximus, 2948 nucleotides. RefSeq names its product monocarboxylate transporter 12-B-like. Gene Ontology annotation, biological process: monocarboxylic acid transport; transmembrane transport. The record is from RefSeq and is a predicted model, not a curated record. Lineage: Eukaryota; Metazoa; Mollusca; Bivalvia; Pectinida; Pectinidae. Gene Ontology annotation, molecular function: monocarboxylic acid transmembrane transporter activity.